UAGAUUCAUACAAGGCCAUAAGCGACGAGGGAAUGCCGGUAUACCAGAGGCCGUUCAUGAAGGGUAAGCUGUACAUCCACUUCACAGUGGAUUUCCCGGACUCGCUGAGCCCUGAGCAGACCAAAGCACUGGAAGCUGUUUUGCCCAAGCCCUCAACAGCUCAGUUGAACGACAUGGAGAUAGAUGAGUGUGAGGAGACCACUCUACACGAUGUGAACAUUGAGGAUGAGAUGAGGAGGAAGGCACAAGCUCAAAGAGAGGCUUAUGAUGAUGACGAUGAUGAUGAUGACCAUCCUGGUGGUGCUCAGAGGGUGCAAUGUGCCCAGCAGUAAGUAAUCUCGUAGAGAGAGACUUUUCCCACAUGGGUUUGGCUCCAACAUUUGUCUUCUCCUUUUUCAUUCUAAGUGUAUUGGAGUCUUUAUGGAGUUUGGUACGGUUUAAGAAUUUGCCCACUUUGGUUGAAGUGGAACAGCCAACUUGUUUUCUCUUUCUCUGACUCUUAAAAUUAUUAAGGCGUGUUACAAUUUUGUGUUUUUUGAUAAUUAAAUUUGUAGUAAUUUAAUGUCUAAGAACAUAUAUACUAAGUCCUCUUCUAUA
This is a messenger RNA of Camelina sativa (false flax), 597 nucleotides long. The record is from RefSeq and is a predicted model, not a curated record. Lineage: Eukaryota; Viridiplantae; Streptophyta; Magnoliopsida; Brassicales; Brassicaceae.